Penicillium waksmanii is the source of this 1842-nucleotide messenger RNA. It is a transcript of the gene chs3, whose product is annotated as putative chitin synthase activator (Chs3). Lineage: Eukaryota; Fungi; Ascomycota; Eurotiomycetes; Eurotiales; Aspergillaceae. Bases 1 to 1842 code for a protein of 613 amino acids. The record is from RefSeq and is a predicted model, not a curated record. Gene Ontology annotation, molecular function: protein binding. The transcript has a single exon.
AUGUCAAUCGACGAUUCUGCACAACCGCAGCAGACAUGGUCCCCAACAUACCCGCCACGCAGGGAAUCCAUGCAGCAUCCCCAUCCAUAUGGCCAUACUCCCGCCAGCAGCGGAUCUUGGUCGGUGAUCGAGCCACAUGCCCAGGAUGGUACGAUGGGGAACCCCAAGAAGAGUGCGGCCUCGCUCGAACACCAUGAUCUCAGCCACAGCAGUUCCUCUCGUGGCAGCUUGGAAAGCGUCGCUCUCGCAGCGGACAGCCAUGAACCUCUGGCAUAUCACCACCAGCAACCGGAAACCCCACAAAGCAAGCGAAAAUCAACCCCGGGUAUGAUUCUACCAGACAAUCCGUCGAGUUCUACAGAUAAACUCGCCGUCAGACGCUCAAGAAUCACCCGCCCACUCUCCAAUCAUUCCUCCAGCUCCGACCUCGCCCCUGGAGCACACCGUCGCAACCUCUCAGCUUCCCCGUACAUGCAUGCACGAUCAUCGUCCAGGAAUUCCAGUGCAUCCCACGACAAUCGCUCCUCGUCUUUCCUGGAUCUCCUCAACACCUCCUAUCCCCAACCAGGCCCAGGAGCAUCAAAGCUCAACAAUAGCUCUCUCCGCGCAUCAGUCGGCAACAAUGCCUCCUUACUUAGCCACAAACAGACAUUUGAGAUGUACCUGGCAAACGUGAAAAAGACAGACGAACCCGCAGUGCUCUACGAAUUCGCCGUAUUCAUGAUCAACUCCAUGCGCGACAUGCCAUCUGUCGACCUCGAAGACUCUAGCUCGAUCACCCGCGCCAGACUGAUGCGCGAGUCAAAGUCCAUCCUGCAACGGCUCGCAGAUCGCAGCUACCCCUUCGCACAGUACUACCUUGCUGACGGCUAUGCGUCCGGACUCUUCAACAAGGGCAAGCCAGACCAAGACCGUGCCUUCAGCCUUUUCGUCGCUGCUAGCAAACACGGCCAUGUGGAGGCGUGUUAUCGCACAGCGCUGUGCUACGAAUUUGGUUGGGGCUGUCGUGCGGAUGGUGGUCGCGCUGUGCAAUUCUACCGCCAAGCCGCGUCGAAAAACCACCCCGGAGCGAUGAUGCGCAUGGCCAAUGCCUGUUUGGCAGGAGAUAUGGGACUAGGAAAACGGUAUCGAGAGGGAAUCAAAUGGAUGAAGCGAGCGACCGAAUCUUCGGAUGCACAGUAUAACGCGGCGCCCUAUGAACUGGGCCUCAUGCAUGAGACAGGCUACGGUGAUGACGUUUUUGUCGACGAAUCCUACGCUGCUCAAUUAUUCACAAAAGCCGCGGAAUUGGGUCACCAGGAAGCGGCGUAUCGAUUGGGCGAUGCUUACGAACACGGCAAAUUGAACUGUCCCCGUGAUCCUGCUCUCAGUAUUCACUUCUACACCUCCGCCGCGCAGACCGGUCACCCGUUGGCGAUGAUGGCUCUGUGUGCGUGGUACCUCGUCGGCGCUGAACCAGUCCUUGAAAAAGAUGAGAAUGAGGCAUAUGAAUGGGCAGCUAAGGCUGCGGAACUUGGUCUCGCAAAGGCUGAAUAUGCCGUCGGCUACUUCACCGAAAUGGGUAUCGGAUGCCGGCGCGACCCCCUCCAGGCGAACGUCUGGUACGUCAAGGCAGCCGAUCAAGGCGAUGAGCGUGCGAAGCACCGCAUUGCUGCCAUCCGAGCUGCCGCCGACGGUGCAAACCCCGUCAAUGCAGCUCGGCAUGGCCGGUUCAGAAAGGAUAAAGGCCAAGGUGAGUCCUCCGCGAAGAAUAUACAACUCCAUAUAAAUGGAUUUAAACUGACAUCCAUGUUUCCUUUAGAUGGCGAGAAACCAAAACAGAAGCGUUUCAUGAUUUUCUAA